AUGACCGACGCGGCGUCAUCAACGACAUCAGCAGAAUCAACAACGAUGCAAGCAGCAAACGAGCUGAAGCCGGCUGUUGCCCUGGAGGCUAACACCAAAAUCAGCGAAAUCACGCUGCUGCCAUUUGCUUUCGCCAAACGCUUUGGCAUUGUCAUCACCGGCACCACACUGCCAGGCCACAAAGCUGACGUCGCCUGCAAAGCUCAACCUGCACUCACGACGCUGGCAGAAGUGCGCCGCACAGCGGGCAAAGAGCUGACCGUACGUAUGGUUGGUGCCGAAGAGUUCGAGCAGCUGUUGUCGGAUACCUAUUCCCGUGAUUCGUCAGAAGCGCGCCAGAUGGUGGAAGAUCUCGGCGACGAAAUGGAUCUGGCCAGUCUGGCUAAUUCGGUACCGGAAACCGAAGACCUGCUGGAACAGGAGGACGAUGCGCCGAUCAUCCGCCUGAUCAACGCACUUCUGGCGGAGGCUAUCCGGGAAGGGGCUUCCGACGUACAUAUCGAAACUUUCGAAAAAGAACUGUGUGUCCGUUUUCGGGUUGAUGGUGUGAUGCGUGAAGUUGUGAAACCCAAACGCGAGUUAGCGCCAUUGCUGGUGUCACGUAUCAAAGUGAUGGCGCGGCUGGAUAUUGCUGAAAAACGCAUUCCUCAAGACGGACGUAUUUCGCUGCGUAUCGGUGGCCGCGAGGUAGAUGUACGUGUCAGCACCAUGCCCGCCAGUUCAGGCGAGAGGGUGGUUUUACGUCUGCUUGAUAAACAAGCGGGCAGACUUCGACUCGAAAAUCUGGGGAUGGCUGCCGAACAGCUGAAGAUCCUUCAGUCGGUGGUGCACAAGCCGCACGGAAUUUUCCUCGUCACCGGCCCGACCGGUUCCGGUAAAACAACCACACUGUAUGCGUCGCUUGCCGAGCUGUCGGCUCAGACUAUUAACAUACUGACUGUGGAAGACCCCAUUGAAUAUAACCUGGCAGGCAUUGGUCAAACCCAGGUCAACACCAAAGCGGAUAUGACUUUUGCACGAGGCUUACGUGCCAUCCUGAGACAGGAUCCUGACGUUGUGAUGGUGGGUGAGAUCCGCGAUCUGGAGACUGCUGAAAUCGCCAUUCAGGCGAGCUUGACCGGUCAUCUGGUCAUGUCGACCUUACACACCAAUACCGCCAUCGGAGCGGUGACCCGGAUGAUGGACAUGGGCGUAGAGCCGUUCCUGUUAUCAUCCAGUCUGGUUGGCGUUCUGGCCCAGCGUCUGGUGCGCACUUUGUGUGAAGACUGCCGUGUCCAACGUGCUGCAACCACAGCUGAACUACAGUUUCUCGGCGAACCUCGCGCAGUUCUAUAUGAAUCGACAGGAUGUGAAGCCUGCAGCCAUUCAGGCUAUCGAGGUCGCACCGGUAUUUACGAACUGGUGGUUGUGGACGAUACCAUCCGCCAGUUGAUUCACGACCAGGUCAGCGAACAGGAAUUGACGGGGUACGCACGCCGCACCGCACCAGGCAUUCGUGAGGACGGCAAAGCAAAAGUGUUAGCUGGUAUCACCACGGUGCAGGAAGUACUGCGCGUCACGUUGGAAGACUGCAAACAGAACAAAGGUGUAAUGGAGGCCGACAGCGCCCGCCAGUUGCGCCAGAUGUUACGCGACAAAGGUCUGAUGCCCCUUGAGGUUGCCCCGGCAACAGAACGACAUAAACGCCAGACCAACAGCAUGGGGUGGAAUUUUUCCCGCCGCAUGUCAGCGCUUGAUCGCGUUUUAUUCACGCGCCAGCUGGCCACCUUGAUUGCUUCAAGCCUGCCGAUAGAAGAGGCACUCAGCGCGGUUGCUCAGCAGACAGAAAAACAGCACGUCAGCGCCCUGAUUCUGGGUAUUCGCAGCAAAGUUUUAGAAGGCCACUCUCUGGCCAGCAGCCUGCGCGAAUAUACCAACAGUUUUUCUCAGCUGUAUUGCUCAUCUGUUGCGGCUGGCGAACAGUCCGGCUACCUGGACCGGGUACUGGAAAACCUUGCGGACUAUCUGGAACGCCAAUUCGAGUCGACCCGCAACGUUGAAAUGGCUCUGUUUUACCCCGUAGCACUUCUGUUUCUGGCUUUUGCAAUUGUUGGCGCGCUGAUGGUGUAUGUGAUUCCGGACAUGAUCAGUGUGAUCGAAGACACCGGCCAGAGCCUGCCCUGGUUCACCGUGCUGCUGAUAGCCAUGACCGACACCCUGCGCGACUACUGGUGGGCUCUAUUAGGUGGUGUAGCCAUUAUUGUCCUGGUAAUCCGCUGGGCGUUAUCACAACCCAGCAUCCGCAUAAGCUGGGACCAUAAGAAAUUUUCCCUGCCGCUGCUCGGGCGCAUUGCCCGCAGCGCCAACGCAGCGCGUUACGCAAACACGUUAUCCAUCCUGACCAGUGCCGGUGUGCCGUUGGUAGAAGCCAUGAACAUUGCCAGUGAAGUGGUGUCCAACACCUGGCUGCGCCGCCGUCUUGCAGAGGCCACACAGACUGUCAGCGAGGGCAUGAGCUUGAGGGUUGCCCUCGAACAGGUGGGACAAUUCCCGCCAAUGCUGCUGCAUAUGGUGGGCAGCGGUGAACAGAGUGGCGAGCUGGAUGCAAUGUUAGGGCGCGUGGCCACUUAUCAACAAGCUGAGGUCGAGCGAAUUGUGUCCACUGUGGUGAAAUUGUUUGAGCCCCUGAUGUUACUCAUCAUGGGUAAAACCCGAGGUUUUACGCUGAUUGAGAUCCUUGUGGUCGUUGUCAUUCUGGGGAUUCUGGGCGCGGUUGUUGUGCCGCAAAUUCUCGGCAGACCUGACGUGGCCAGAGUACAGGCUGCACAAACCGAUAUUCGCUCACUGUCUAACGCGCUGGACGUCUACCGGCUCGACAAUUUCCAGUACCCCUCAUCCGAGCAGGGCCUGGAAGCCCUGGUUGAAAAACCCAGCGGAUUUCCUGAGCCGAAAAACUACAACCCGGAAGGCUACGUCAAGAAACUGCCGACUGAUCCAUGGGGUUCACCGUAUAUCUACGAACGCGGUGACAAUGGCUUUGCGUUAUACAGCCUCGGCGCUGACGGUCAGGCGCUGCGAGGAUAUAGCGAGCGGCUGGCAUUGCGCAUUGAGUUUGCCCGCGACAAAGCGUUGCAGAGCAAUCGGGAAUGGGGUGUUUUCAUAGACGAGGAGGGCGUCCGCUUUGCGGAGUUUGACGAAAUCAACGCCAUCUGGAACCCUCGCAGUGAAAAACCAUUCAACGCAGACCCCUACGAUCGUAACGUGGAAUUUGAUGUCUCGGUUGAAGAUCUGCCCGGCACCCUGCAGGCACCGGAAGACCCGGACGAAGACAUCCCGCAAAUUGUUUUAUUUUCCAGUGGAGAAACCACCCCUUUUGAAAUCACUAUUUUGCCUAUCGAAUGGCGACGAAACAUGAAAGCCAACGCUGGUUUCACCCUGCUUGAAAUGUUGCUUGCCGUGGUGGUCAUCGCAGUGGUGGGUAUCACCAUAUCAACGGCCAUCGGUGGUGUUGCCAAUCAGACAUUUUCACUGGAACGCCGCACCGUCGCGCAUUGGGUCGGUCAGAACCAGCUGCACCGGUUGCGUAUCAGCCUGCGCAAUGAAGCCCAGGUGCUACCUGAGGGGCGCGACAGCACACGUGUGUUCAUGGGUGGCAGGGACUGGGAAGUGCGCACAGCCAUCACGGCUACCGAUUCACCGGUCAUGCGUCGCGUUGAAGUCGACGUUUAUGAAUUUCUUGAAGGCGAGCGUCUUGGUCCAUUUGACCACAGCGUCGCCUUUGUCGGCCGCACCCGGCUGAAUGACAUCCACCGCGCCAUGCAGAUCAUGCAAAGGGAUAUCAUGCAGCUGGUUGACCGUCCUAUACGUGAUCAGUACGGCGACCCACAACGCCCGCUGCUGAUCGGCACAGACGGCGUUAUUGAAUUCUCUCGCGGGGGCUGGCGCAAUCCACUGCAGCUACCUCGCGCUGAAGUCCAACGGGUCGGCUAUCUCAUGCAGGACAAUAAGCUGCUGCGGGGCUACUGGCCGGUACUUGAUCGCGCCCAGGAUACUGAGCCCGCGUACCAGACGCUGUUAACUGACAUAGAACAGCUGGAGUUUUUUGCCCUGGAUGCCAGCGGCAAUGAAUAUACGUUCUGGCCGGUUCCUGGCGCCAAUCCAAGUGAUCCAAACACCGCCUUAUCCGGCAUCCUGAUGCGCAUAGAAAUCCCACCAUUCGGUGUCAUUGAGCGCGUCUGGGAGGCGCUGCAAUACGCCCUGGGGGCUGAGACCCUGGCGCGCCAGGCGCUGUUUCAGGAUUUCAAUACAACCGGCAAAGACAUCGACCACAACGGCGAGAUAUGGGCCCAGCAGACCAUGCCCUUUGAACUGGACGAAGGCGGUUAUCUGGAAGCCCAGCUGAUCGACAGGCAGGGGUGUUUCAACCUCAACAGGCUGGCCGGAUCUGAGGCUGACGUCGCCGCCGAGCAACUCAAACGAAUGGCCCAGAAUCUGGGCAUCAAUCCGCAAAUCGCGGACGCCUGGAAAGACUGGAUAGAUACAGAUCUCGAAAUCAGCGGUUUUGGCGCUGAGGACUCUGAUUAUCUCAUCAGCCAACCCCCAUAUCGCACCCCGAAUCAACCCGUUGUAGAUGUCUCAGAACUGUAUCUGCUGCAGAAUGUCGAUCGUGAACAGCUGGCGCUGCUGCUGCCACACGUAUGCCUCCUGCCGGAAACGGAGUCAUCGUUGAAUAUCAACACCGUUAACGCUCAGAGCCUUGCAGCGCUGGAUGAGAGCUUUACCCUGAGUCAGAUUGAACCCAUUGUGGAGGCGGACCGCGCAUACCAGAACGUGGCCGAAUUUAUACAGGCGUUUGCGGAUUUUGCGCCGGCUGAGGCCCGUCUCAAGGUCACCAGCGAAUAUUUUCUGUUACAUGCUCAGGCGCAGGCAGAGCCACUAUCCACUGAUGGUGACAUCGAUACUGAUUCGACUAUGGUCGAAGGUUACGACCUGGGCGUCGAAUGGCUCAUCAAAGAAAAUGAUGGUUCAGUGCGUGGUACCGGCGUUACGGACUACCGUGGCCUGGCCGACAUUGCCGACCCCAAUAUCGACUGGCUUAAAGAUCCAGAGAACACCGUAGUGUUACUGCCGAGCCAGUUUGUGCUGAUGGUGACCUGUGACGUACCUGGCCGCAGCACCGCACAAAUUCGCCGUGCGCUGCCCUUUGCGGUGGAAGAGUUUGUGGCCACUGACAUCGAACUCAUGCACAUCGCGCAUGCCGGCAUCAAAGCCGGCCAGCCAGUACGCUGUAACAUCGUUGCACAUGAAACCAUGGUGAAUUGGCUGGCCUGUUUUAAAUCUCUCGGCGUUAACCCCGGGUAUUUUGUGGCUGACAGCCAGAUGCUGCCCAGCGACAGCAAUAGCGCAAGUGUGCUUUUUGAAGGUACAACGGCCCUGGUCGCUGCCCAGGACCAGGCUGCUAUCGUAGAUAUCGAUAAUCUGGUUUUCGCCCUGAACAGCCUGGAUGUCAAUGAAAUCGCUGUGAUAAACGGCGAACUGAAUCCGGUUGAUGCCGGCUUGUUAGAGAGCAACCCGAAUAUCGUCAACGUUGACAUGUCACCACACGGUGUUCUCGACUACCUCGCUGACCAGUUCGGAAGCAGGAGUUUCAUCAACUUGUUGCAGGGACAAUACACACCAGUACGUCCUAAAAGUGCCCAUGCUGGAAAAUGGCAGGGUGUUGGCGCGCUUGCAGCAGUCUGGUUGCUGGUGGCUUUUGUUGGCAUGGUUGCGCAAGGAUUCUGGGCGUCAGCACAAGCUGACCGUCUACAGGAAGAAAGCUUUGCGAUCUACAAACAAGCUUUCCCCAGAGAAUCCCAACCUAACACUGUUGAUCAACUGCGCAGACGGAUGCGCGCAAAACUGGGGCAGAGUGGCGCCGCCGAGGAAAACAACGCCUUUGUGGGUUUAACCGCCCAAUUUGCCAACGUUAUGACCAGCAGCGGCAGAGUUGACUCACUGAGUUACACCCAACAGCGUGAAGAACUGACCGUUGAGGUACUGCUGGACAGCUUUGAUGAUCUUGAAUCGUUGAAGGGUAAACUUGCCCAGGCGGGCAUUGCGUUAGAGGUGGUCAGCUCCGAAUCUGAGGAUGCCGGCGUACGAAUCAUGAGCGUUAUGACAUCUAUGACUAACGGCUUUCGCAAUUCAGCAAUCGGCCGCUGGUUUUAUGGCCGCGAGCAGAAUGAACAGACCAUUAUUGCCGCGAUAGCAGCGCUGGUCGUAAUUGCCAUUUUGUGGGCGGUUGUCUGGAAACCUGUUGCAGACUGGCGUUAUGUCGAGACCAACCGCCAGCAGAAUGCACAGCAACUGGUUGACUGGCUACGUGUCAAUGAACAGGCCGCCAAACAGGCGGCAAGCAGCAGUAGCAACAACAGGGGCUCACGCGCGCUGAUUCCGGUUAUUACAAAAGCGGCGGACGCACACAACAUCAAGGUUAAUCGGCUACAGCCGGAGUCCAAUGGCGUCAUCAGCGUUGUUCUGCAGCAGCAGUCGUUUAACCAGAUUGUGCAAUGGAUAGCGCAACUUAAUGAAAACAAUGGUGUUUCUGUUGAUCGAGCCAGCUUCGAUUCGCAAGAUGCGCCAGGCUACGUUAACGGAAGGGACACUUCAAUGCUAGACGCCGAUAAAGUAUUUGCCGCAGUACACACGCAGGUGACAGGUGAGUUGAUGCAGUUAAUGAACGGCUUCUAUCACAACAUAGAAGACGGUCUUUUCGAGCUUGCUUAUACCAACCAGGAUCAGAUGCAACAGCGUCACCUGGUGGAACUGAUGCGUGAGCUACGCUUCCGGCGCAAGCAGUUGCUGCGCACAUUCGGCAAGCGCGUGCACAAUUCCAGUCCCGCCUGGCUGGGUCCAUAUGAAGCAGGCCCGGAACUUAUUGAAGAACGCAUGAUUGCCAAUGAGAUGGCGGCAAAAUGCGGCGCUCACUUUGGCCCCGUGCUCCAGACCAUCGCUGAGCGUACGUCGCAUGCCACUGCGCGGGAUGUGCAUCGCAAAGAUCUGCCCAUCAGCCCGGAAGCGGUGAGCUAUCACUUUGUGAUGUCCUGCCGCAGCGUUAAAUUUGACAAAUAUUCUGUAGCUACUGUUCAAGGGUUGUUUCAGCGCUUUGUGUUAGAUCGUCUCGGCGCGCUGUACGGAAGAGUCAACUACGAACUGGAAGAGGGUGGUUAUCGCACUGCGGCUGAAGUUGGUGACAGAGCGAUGCUCUCAAGCGCGUAG
Messenger RNA from Symbiodinium necroappetens, 7239 nucleotides. The record is from the annotation of a GenBank genome assembly. NCBI's taxonomy places the organism in Eukaryota, Dinophyceae, Suessiales, Symbiodiniaceae.